AUGGAAGCGCAACUGAAACCACUUGUAGCUGAGCGUGGCAUAAUCAAGGCGUCAUUAACCCGCUUCAAACGAUUUUGUAAAGAAUCCGCGACCAAUUCGUCAUUAGCUUCAUGUCGGAAGCGUUUAGAAUCGGGGACCGAAUUAUUAAAAGAAUUCAACGCGGUUCAGAAGAAAAUCGAAUUACUUGUAAUUGACACCGAGUUGGAAGCGGCGCACGAAGGAGAGCGCGAAUCAUUUGAAAAUAUAUAUUUCGAUGUAAUUGGAGAACUGGAGGAAUAUAUUAAAGGGGUAGAGACUCCUCGUGGUGAAGCUUCGCGAUCUCCAGUAAGCCCUGCUCCCAGCUCGAUGACGGAUAAUGCGCAGGGUUCCAUUCGACUACCUGUCAUUAAUCUGCCAACCUUCGAUGGCAAAUUUAGCGAGUGGCUAGAAUUUAGGGUUACAUUCGAUUCGUUGGAACAUCAGAACAACGCGUUGUCUGAUGUACAAAAAUACCACUACCUGAAAUCGGCAGUAAAGGGUUCCGCUGCAAGGGCAGUAAAGGCUUUAAAUAUUUCAGAGGGAAAUUACAAAUUAGCGUGGGAAACUUUGAAGAAUCGGUAUCAAAACCCAUUAGCGUUACGUAAACAUCAUAUGGAUGCGUUUUUGGACCUACCUUCGAUCCAAAAACGAUCCAAGACUGAGUUGCAAAAUUUCAUUGACGAUGCGUCCAAUAAUUUGUCUGCUUUGAAGACACUAGGGGAACCAGUCGAAACGUGGGAUUUUAUAAUAGUUUCCCUGCUUGUUCGGAAAUUGGAUGUUGUGACGUCCAGAGAAUGGAGGGACCGGUUGGCCAUAUCCAUUGAACGACUUACGUUUAAGCAUUUUGUAGAAUUCAUUGAAGAGAGGUCAAAAACUCUCGAAGUAAGUGAAAUGCAGGGAACAAUGGAAGGUAACGACCGUCGAGUGAAGGCAGGUAUUCGUGGAGCGGUUCGCUCAACUACGCACGUAAUCAGCACAUCGAUGCAAUGCCCAGCAUGUCAAGACAGUCAUCCAUUGUAUACUUGUAAACCUUUCAAGGAAUUAGAUCAUAAACAAAAACGGCUAAUCAUACAGAAAACGGGUCGGUGUUAUAAUUGUUUGGCUACCGGGCAUAGAGUUCAAAAUUGCACUAGGAAGCGAUGCCAGAUUUGCGAUAAGUUACAUCACACAUUGCUGCAUAUUGCGGGUCCGUCGGCAGAAGCAUCAUCGGCUAAGGGGGUCGAAACUCCGGACUCCAGUAAUGCAUUGAUGGUAUCAGAGUGUGGACCUUUAUCCGCCGCGAACGUGGCUAAUAGGUCCGCGGAAUACACUGUACUAUCCACAGCCGUGGUGUACGUAGAAGACAACCAAGGGAUAAAACGCGAGUGUCGUGUUAGAUUCGGGAUCGCAGGUACAUCUAAUUUCGAGAGAAUAUUGCCAGGAGCAAGGAUUGAAUGUUUGUCAAUCGAGACCAUCACAUCCGAUCAGCCAAACAUUCCGUUAGAUCAAUCGCGAAUUCCUAUGCCACCUAAUGGCGCACUGGCAGAUCCAGCCUUUGCAGAUUGUCGGAAAAUAGAUUUACUCAUAGGCGCGGGUCUAUUUUGGAGAUUAUUGUGCAUAGGUCAACAACAAGCAGGUAGGGAGUUGGUGUGGCAGAAGACCCAACUCGGGUGGGUGCUCGAAGGUAAAUUAACCUGGCCACAAGGUCAUCAGGAAGCAGUCAGUAAUUGUUGCGUGGUGACUAACUCACAAUUACACAAUCAAUUAGAGCGGUUCUGGAGAAUAGAAGAAGUCAGCGACAUUCAGAAUGUAGGCUCAGACGCGUGCGAGCAUUAUUUUCAGACUACAACGACGCGUCACACGGAUGGUCGAUAUAUAGUCAGAAUUCCGUUUAAGGAAAAUAUCAUACAGCUAGGGUAUUCGAAGGAUCAGGCUGAGCGUAGAUUGCGGUCAUUAGAAAGGAAGCUUGGGAAACAGCCUGACUUGCGGGCACAGUACAUAGAGUUUAUGUCAGAAUAUGAAAGCUUAGGGCAUAUGUCCAAAAUGUCAGAAAUCGCAGAUGAUUCUCAUACAGGUUUUUAUCUUCCGCACCAUGCCGUAUUCAAGGCGCAAAGUACGACCACAAAACUUCGCGUUGUCUUUGAUGGAUCGGCAAAAUCAUCAUCGGGGCUAUCAUUAAAUGACUGUCAAUUAAUCGGAUCUCCCGUGCAGAACGAUCUAUUGUCGAUUCUGCUUAGGUUUCAUAAGCAUAGGUAUGUGAUUUCAGCGGACAUUGCGAAAAUGUACCGCCAAAUUCUGGUACACCCAGAAGAUAGGAAAUUUCAGCGACUUCUAUGGCGCCCAGACCCACAACAACCGGUUGGGUUUUUUGAACUCAACACGGUUACCUACGGUACCGCAUCAGCCCCGUUUCUAGCCACACGGGUGUUGAAACAAAUAGGGUUUGAUUGUGAAGGAGUUCAUCAAGGUGUUAGUCGGAUCAUCAUAAAUGAUUUCUAUGUCGACGACCUUCUGACAGGAGCCUCCUCCAUUGCAGAGGCCAAAGAGAUUAAGCAGGUUCUUACCACUAUUCUGGAACAGGCAGGGUUUCCCCUGCGUAAAUGGGCAUCGAAUUGCAGCGUUAUUUUAUCAGAAAAUGAUGCCCCCGAUUCAAGCAAGCAGAUAAGCGCGGACAAGGAUCCGAAAACGCUUGGUUUGUUAUGGACCUCCGAGGACGAUACUCUUCAUUUCUCAAUAUCGUUAAUGACUCAUCCUCGAGUCACGAAACGGGCGAUAUUAUCGGAACUCGCGCAGAUUUUCGACCCGCUCGGAUUAAUAGGGCCCACAACGUGCAAGGGAAAAAUGAUUAUGCAGGAACUGUGGCAAUUAGGCUUAGGUUGGGAUGAAUCCAUAUCGCAAGAUCUGCAUGGAAGAUGGACUCAGUUUCGAAGUAUGAUUAGGGAAUUGGAAGGAUUAAGGAUUCCUCGGUGCGUUUUACACACUACUCAUUUUGAAUCGGUUGAGAUACAUGGGUUCUCUGACGCGUCCGAAAAGGCAUACGGCGCUUGUGUAUACAUUCGGCAGGUAACGGAGUCAGGUACUUGGAUGACACACUUAUUGUGUUCUAAAUCGAGGGUGGCUCCAUUGAAGGUAGUUUCCUUACCACGACUGGAACUAUGCGGGGCAGUGCUGCUAGCACAAUUGAUGAGCAAGGUGAAGGAAUCGUUUCAAUUCCCAUUUGAAAAUGAAUAUUAUUGGUCGGACUCUACAAUUACAAUCGCAUGGAUACGCGGAUUAGCAACGCGUUGGAAAACAUUCGUCGCGAAUAGGGUCGCAGAAAUUCAGAGACUAACAACAAGUAAUCAAUGGAGGCAUGUGGGUUCACAUGACAAUCCCGCUGACCUCAUAUCACGUGGGUCCACACCUUCGGCUCUAUUAAAUAAUAAUUUGUGGUGGUUCGGUCCGGAAUGGCUCGCAGGUGACAAAGCACAGUGGCCAUCGACGAUAGAGGAGAAAAUAGACUUACCAGAAGAGAGGACGCCAAAAACGGUGAUGACCUUAUCGGAAAAUAGGGACUUUGACAUAUUUAACAGAUUUUCAAGCUACACUCGAUUAGUGCGUGUCAUAGCACACUGUCUAAAAUUCAUUAACAAGGGUCGGAAAGGGUUAGACAGUUGUAACGAAGGUUCAAGUCUUUCAUUGGCCGAGUUACAACGUUCAGAAGAACGGCUAUUACAUAUUGCACAACGAGAAAUAUUUUCGGAUGAACUGACGGCAUUAAAAACAAAGGGCACGGUUAGCGGGUCCAGUUCUUUGGCAUCACUGCAUCCUUUUUUGGACGAUAAGGGUUUGAUUAGGCGUCUAACGUUUGAAGAACUUUAUACUUUAGUAGUGCAAGUCGAGGCGUGUCUUAAUUCACGUCCCUUAACUCCCAUAUCCUCUGAUCCUUCGGACUUGAACCCUCUUACACCGGGUCAUUUCUUAAUCGGAGACUCGUUAAGUGCCUUACCAGAGCAUGACUUACGAGACAUUAACACAAACAGACUAGGCAGAUAUCAACUGGUGCAGCAGAUGCUUCAACAUUUUUGGCAAAGAUGGUACAAGGAGUACUUGCAUCAGAUGCAACAACGGGUGAAAUGGCGAACAACAAUGUCAUUUUCUGUAAAUAUAGGCACAUUGGUGGUCAUCAAAGACGACAAUUUACCACCCCUGAGAUGGAAGCUGGGUCGAAUCUUAGAACUACAUCCUGGUGCAGACGGAAUAACAAGAGUAGUUUCAGUUGAAGUCACGAACGACUUCAAGGCGGGCGGGAUGUUGGAGGUUCGGCUCACAUCAUUUAUGACACUCGGCCAGCCGUUUUUAGAGUUUAGGGACAUGGAAAACGCAGACCGACUUGUACUAACGAACGGACCGUCACCUGCCACGACGGAGGACGAAUAA
Osmia bicornis bicornis is the source of this 4416-nucleotide messenger RNA. RefSeq lists its product as uncharacterized. The record is from RefSeq and is a predicted model, not a curated record. Bases 1 to 4416 code for a protein of 1471 amino acids. NCBI's taxonomy places the organism in Eukaryota, Metazoa, Arthropoda, Insecta, Hymenoptera, Megachilidae. The transcript has 5 exons.